GGCUCAGUGCAACUCUCUCCGCUAGGAGAGCAACUUUCGCCCUGGAGAUCUGCCAUAUCUGCUGCGGUUUGAUACUUUCAUUCACACCAGUCGGCUGCAGUGGGAGAUGAACCGCUGGAGAAUAACAUCUGUCACGGAACAGUUGCUCUCCUUCAGGGUUUGACUCCAGUUUUAAGGAUAUUUUUUUUCAAACCGAUGAGCUACUAGAACACUCCCUCAGCUCUGACAGACCGCGCGAAAAUGUCGUUACUUCCUGUGCAGAGAAGUCUUGGCGCGACAUUACAGUUGUAAACAACAGGAGGACACAAAACAGUACGCCGACAAUGGUGAACAAAAGAGGUCCUGCUAGACCACUGUUAUAAUGCUAACAGCUAAGUGAUCAGGCUCCACUAGAGAGAACCUUACUGCAUUUACAGGAUCUUCUAAGGUAACUGCAUCAAGGAGAUACUUGGAAUAAUGGAGGACAAUGACAUCAACGAUGCAUCUGGCCUCUUGGUACCGGAUGUCAAUGAAGAUUCUGUGGAUAUCUACGAUGGCCUGGAUAUCGGUUCUAGCAGCAAUGCAGAGAAAUCACCUACAAAUGCUUCUGAGCUGAAAGAGUCAAUGGAUCUAUAUGAAGAAAUUGUUACAGAGGAACAGCAGAGCAGAGAGUCAUUGUUCUCUGAGUUGAAGUCCAGAUUCCAAGCAGCCCAAAACCAAAUCAAAGAGCUGCGCAGAAGACUGGAACAGAUGGAGUUGCAGAAUACAGGAUUGAACAGUGAGAACUGCCGCCUCAAAAAGAACAUCUCUGCACUGUUGAGAACAGCUAGACAGGAGGUGUCACGGAAAGAUGCUGAGAUUCAGAGAUUGAACCAAUGGUCAGAGAAAGGACGCCUUCAUCAUCAACCUCACAAUAAUCAUCAGCGUGAUCAAAAUUCCUUCAGUCGUACCUCCACCGGCAGCUCGAAGAGUAAGCCACCUCCUCCACCAUCCUCAAGUCCUCCACCUCCUCCACCAUCCAGUCCGCCUCCCCCUCUUCCACCUCUACCAGCUUCACCUACCAGGGAUGAUCAUCCUCCACACAAACCUCCUCAGUCUUCCAGGAAGGACAGCGAUAGUUCCACCUAUCUGCCCGCUGGAUCUUGUAAGACAAGAGUUUCAAAAGAAUCUUCAUACAGUUAUUCAAAAAGUUCCUCAAGAGGAGAGUGUGAUGUACCUGACAAACAGACUGAGCACUCUAUCAUCAAGUCCACCAACUCUUCAUCGACCCGACAUAGUGAGUCAUACAAACACAAGUCCAAGCACAGAGAGGAAAAAUGUCCAAAUCAAAAGCUAUCUGGUUCAAUGGAUAGGAGACAAAGAACUGGUUCAGAUCCCAACAAGGAAGGAUAUGCCCCUGAGAAAAACAGGUCCCACAAAGCAGACAGAGACACAGGACGAAGAUCAGACUCCAGAUCUUGUAAAAGCAAGGACACCCUAAAUGUUGAGGGGCACCACAGAUCAGAGCGGGCGAAAAGCCCUCCACCAGAGACUAUAGGUUCCUCUGACAACAAGAAUGGGAGAGGUCGAGAGAUGAGAGAAGACAGAGCCAAAAUGUCCACAUCAGACUCUAAACAUGGUGCAGCUCACAGCUCUAAAGAGGGCUACCACCGAGAUCAUAGAAAAAUCAAGACUAGUGAUGGACAUAUCAGAAGUUCAGACUCAAAGAAGCCUUCUUCCAACCAACAUGCUGACUACUACAAAGAGAGGGAAGGGGACAGAUUGCCAAGGGAUUCUCAAAAGAAAGAUGAUGUGCAGCGUCAAGAGGAAAGCAGAAAGCACAAGAGGAGCAGUCUGUUAGAGACAAGCAAGGAACGUGAGAAACAGAGGUCAAAAGAAUCACUUAAUCUUAAAGUAGUUGUAUGUAGUAAGGAAAGAAAAGAAAAAACACGAGAGGCCUUAAAAAGAUCAUCUGAAGAACCUAAUGGUACAGAGAAGCGCUCUGUGGAAGAAAAUAGUCCAAACAGGAAGCUGUGUUUCAUGGAAACACUGAAUCUAACCCUUUCACCAAUUAAGAAACCAGUGUUGCCCAUCGAUGCCAGCCAGGAUAACCUCACAUCUGUGGACGAGGUCACAGAAAAUAGAAUGGAUGAUGAGAGCUCACAACCUAACAUUGAAGACAUGUGCGUGAUCGAUGAAGUAAACAGCAGUGAAUUACAAGCAGAGUCAGAAGAUGUUGCAGAACAAUCUGCAGAUAUUGCCAAAACUCCAGGAUCUGAAAAGACAAAUAAUGGGUGUGAUGGCAUGAAAGAUGUCCUUGAAAAAGACAAAAAACACGGUGAAACUCCUGCUGCUGCUAACAAGCAACUUGAAGACAAAACUACCUCAGCUUUAGAUACCCCAGAGAAUGUACAUGUAACAGAAAAAUCACCAGAGAUGAGUUCUGCAAAAUCAUUUUCAAAAAAUUACAUGGACAAAACCGAGCUGGCCUUACACAGCCAGGUGGAUGAAUGUGGAGCAAUGGAGGCUACAGAUGGUGUCAGUGACAAAUCUGGAAGCAUUAACAAACGAUGCACAAACAAUUCUUUACAAAAAGUAAACCCUGGAAAUAAAUCUGAUCAGUCUGUUCCAGUGUCCAAACCUGUUGUGCUUGAUUCAAGUGUAGUGCUGAAGUGUAGAACUUCUAAACCUGCCGUACAGAAAGGCUUCCCAGCGGAUUCAGUCAAAGAAAGUUUAGCUGCUUCACCCUCAAGGGGAAGUCCUGCAGCUGAAGGUGUUCCUGAUGAGGCCAGUCAACAAAAUCAGUCAAACACUACCCUACCUCAAGACUGUCAGCAAGGACUUUGUCCUCGGGCUUCUAGUUCCAUUCAUGAGAAAGAUGCUUGUGGAAUGUUAGAUGGUCCUAAAGAUGCAGAUGCUGUAUCCAGUACAAUAAGCCUGGAAUCACUUCCACAAGAAGGGUUGAGUCUUCCUGAGGCCAUUUUCAUUUUAACACAGACCAGUGAAAACGCCAAUGAUAGCAUCACAACUGAGCCAAGUUCUUCCACUGGCUGUAUCGCAGUGUCCAAAGUCAGCAGUACUACAGAGGAGUCGACACUGCCAGAGAAGUAUAGGGAUCUCACACCAAAGAAGAACUUCAGUCCUGGAAAGAGAGAGAUUAACUUUGAGCCUUCCAGUUCUAUGCCAUUAGUUCAUGAUGAGGACUCAAUGAUGCGCACACUGAGCAAUUUGAAGAAGAUCCCUGAUGCCAUAAGCCCUCUGAGGAGCCCAAUACGGAUGGUGAAGAGAAGUCAUCUCCAUAUUCAUGGCAAGCCAGGUCAUGUCAAGAGCCUUCAGAAAGAAUUUUCAUGCAGCACAGCUGAUGAUUCUAACUCAAAGACACUGGAUGUCAACAAAGAAAACAAAUAUCCAGGUUCCCCAGCAAACCAUGAAGCACAAAACUUGGUGGACAAGAUAUCUGACAUGCCUUCAGGUCUCUCUGACACUGAACUGGAGGAAGGGGAAAUUUUAAGUGAAAGUGAUGAGACAGCUGCAGAUUCUCCCAUUCCUGCAACCAAGAAGACGAAGUUGACACAACCGGUUGGAAAUAAACCAAGUCCAAGGCCUGUGUUAAAAAGGACAUCUAAAGAAAGGUGUGUUACAUCAAAAGAAACGAAUGAAAUACCGAGUGUAUCGACACGAAGUCCAAAGAGUCGUUUUAAAACAGUUUGUCCUGCAGCAACCAAAGCUGCUUUUUCCACCAUAGAGGACGUAAUGGAGACAUUCAAGUUGGUUCGUGCUGAGAUCAGAAAGAAGUACAUGAAGCUUCAUAAAACCUUUCCCAAGAAGAGCUUCUAUGGUGUGAUGGACAAUUUCCAGGAGUCUUUUUUAGAAUUUGUGGAUGGUGCUCAUUUUGGUCAAAUAUGCAGACAGGAAGGGGAGCUGAAAUCCAAUCUGAAGAAAUUGAUUGCAUCUGUGUUUAGCAAGGUAUCAAAUAACGGUAUUGUGAAACGCAUCUUUGAACAGCAAGCAGCUGAUCUGAAGCAAAAGUUAUGGGACUUUGUAGAUGAUCAAGUUGAUUACUUGUUCAGGGAGGUUUAUAAAACGCUCAAGGGCCUUUGCAAACCAACAAGAGCUCAGGCUGAAGACCGUAUUACCAGUGGAUCUGAGAAAGGAUCUAGACAGCCUCCUGCAAAGAAACCUCAAUGUCAACAAAAGGAAGCCCAUUCAGCUCCUACCAACCUGAAUAGGAUCAAGCCUUGCACUCUGGCGCCAUACAAAAAAGGCCUUGGGAGCAGAGGCAAAGAUAUAAGAAUCACACAUGUCAGUAAGGACAGGAAUGUUGACCUGCACUCAGCAAAUUGCCCAAAUACACAAACUUUGGUGGACUUCCCUACUCCUAAAACUGUUCUUUCAACUCCAGAGAAAAAUAACAUAUCUUCUCUGGUUGUCCCUCAAAAUAGCUCUUUGCUUGACAAAACUGACUUUGAGCUGCUCACAGAACAGCAAGCCUCCAGUUUAACAUUUAACCUGGUGAGAGACACACAGAUGGGAGAAAUCUUCAAGUGUCUCCUGCAAGGAUCUGACUUGCUGGAAAACAGUGGCAUAACUGGAGACAACACCGCCUGGUCUCUUGGUACACCAAGGAAGGAUGGAGAGAGACUCAUCAGCAUCACUACUCCAACUAAAUUUGACUCGCCAUCUAAACUGCUUUCCCCAUCUAAAUUUGAAACACCCUCCAAACUUAUUGCAACGUGGUCAAGCAUUUCACCUCGCAAGAUGUCAUCUCCACUAUCCAAAGAUCAGCUCCCACUGAAUCCAGCUUUGUUUGACGAAAGUUGCUUGUUGGAAGUGCCGUCAGAGAACAGAGCAAUGCUGCAGUCGAGCUUGGCUCCACAGAGGUCAUACUCCAUCCUAGCUGAAGAUCUGGCAGUCUCCCUCACCAUUCCAUCACCUCUCAAGUCAGACAGCCAUCUUAGCUUCCUACAGCCAUCGAGCAUGCACAUCAUGUCCACUCCAGACAGCGUCAUCAGCGCUCACAUAAGUGAGGAUGCUCUGCUGGACGAGGAAGACGCUUCAGAACAGGAAAUUCACCUGGCCCUCGACACUGACAAUUCCAGCUGCUGCUCCAGCAGCAGUGUCGCCUCGGAACAACUUGCCACUCCCUUCAUGUUCAAGCCUGACUUACCCAUGCAGGCACUAGUGAUGGAGAAGUCCAACGAUCAUUUCAUCGUAAAAAUUCGUCAGGCAGCCACAGACACCACGCUCACUGCUGAUGACAACUUAAGUCAAACACUAACAGAUGAAGAUCAGCUUAGAGAAGAUGGCAUUGCAACGCAUGAAAGUCAAGAAAAAGCUGUUUUGUCUGACAAAUUACUGAGCAGUACCCCUACAAAUGCAGAACCAUCAGAGAGCAACCUUGUUGAAAGGUCUUGGACCUGUCGGACCACCAACGGUACAGAUACCCAUCCCACUGAAGAUGCAAGCUCAAGAUUACAUGAAGAUUCACCCAACAAAAUAGAAAAGUCAACUCAACAGAAUACCUCAAAACUGCCAGAGUCUACUCCUUUAGAUAAUAGUUUGCGCAACAGUGCCGAAAGCUCUGAUCCAUCCAGCAGAGACAGUUUCACAGUCACUGCUGAUGACAGCUUAAGUCAAACACUGUGCAGAGAAGAAGACAUACCAGCUCAACAAAGUCCUUUAAAAGCUAAUUUCUCUGAGUCUUAUAACAGUCCACAUCACCCUGCUGAAAGCUCUCCAACAAAUCAAAGGGUCCAAGUGCUGGCGUCACAUGUUUCAGACUCCAAGAGAGGUAUAAUGGAGGUUUCAGACUCAGACACAACUUUCACCACUGCAAAGAGAGACAUAAGCAGCACACCACAGAAUGACCAAAGGGAUCUACUCAAACGUAAACGGAAGAAACACCAAGAGAAAUCAAAAACCAAGCGCUACAGAAAAGAUGAAGAGAGUUCCGAAGGAAUGAUGUCGAAUUGUAAGGAUGAUAGUGAAUCCAAAUCCUGUCCGGCAUCACUGUCCCCAAACAGUCUCUAUGCCAAGAAUGUCAUCAGGAAGAAGGGCGAGGUGGUGAUGUCAUGGACCAGAGAGGAUGAUCGAGUUAUUCUGGUCGCCUUGCAGACAGAAGGUGCUUCACGUGAGACUUUCUCUGCCUUGUCAGAGAAACUUAGUAAGCCAUCUGAGCAGAUCGCUCACAGAUUCUACCAGCUCAUGAAGAUCUUUAAGAAGAUGGACAGUUGAUUGUUUAGACUGUGUGCUUUGUUUUCUGCAAAUAGUUCUUGAAUUUGAACAUUUCCACAAACACACCUGCUGCACCAACAUACUUAUGUAGGCUACUGUUGAUAUGAUAUGGUGCAUGAAUAUGUGACCGCAGGGUGGAUAAGUCAGUAGAAGUCGCUGUGGGUCGCAGAUUGAUCUCCACACGGGCUGCCCUUUUCAUCAAGAUCUGGAGAAGUUUUAACCAAGGAAUCCAAGAAAUCCAUUCACUGUGAAGGUAUUUGUUCUGGGUAUUGAACUACCUGUUCAUACCGUUCAAAAAUAAUUCAAAGUGAAAAAUAAGAAUGUAACAAUAAUGACUCAAGACAGAUACAACUGACAAGAUGAAAGGGUGAAAUGCAAAGUAAAAUACAGUUAAUAUCAGCGUUGAUGUUUUGGAUGCACUUUUUGGUUUUUAAGAAUCCACACUGCUAUCAUUACAUGGUUCUGGAUAUUUUGUUUUUUCUGAUGUCUGGCCCUUGCAUAUGAGGCAUAUUACAUUGUCCUCAGUGCAGCAUCUAAACACGCCUUCAUUUCUUGGCCUUUGCAGAAAUUAUUCUUUGCAAAAGUGUUAGUCUCAGCAAGUCCUGAUGCUCUCUAAACUGAAUUGGUAAUACACGGUUCCAGUGCGAGUAUGCUCAAAUUCUCCUUAAAGAAGUGAUUUUUGGUUUUUAAUGAGUGGAUGCUCCAUGGAAACAACUUGAAGCAUCAUCCAUCGUUAGAUUUUGAGCUGUGAGACUAAUCAGCUCGGCCAUUUUAUUAUAAUUUUCAAUGUGUUAUAUUGGGUAUAUUUUAGUGGAUGUAUUUGUGAUUAGUGUGGUGGGGGAGUGCUUGAUAUUUUUGAAGGUUGAUCAUAUGUUUACAUGUCCAAGUAAUGUACAGGGCAGUACAUUUAUCUCUGUUAAUACAAAUGAAACAUUUUAUCUAUCAUUUCUUUUGACUCAUCCUAUUGCUUAUAAAGAGCAUGGACACAUUGUAAAUAUUGUGCCUAAUUCUUCACUGAAAAUAAAGUUUUAUUUAUUUAAGCUGG
Messenger RNA from Acanthopagrus latus (yellowfin seabream), 7237 nucleotides. It is a transcript of the gene casp8ap2, whose product is annotated as caspase 8 associated protein 2. Lineage: Eukaryota; Metazoa; Chordata; Actinopteri; Spariformes; Sparidae. The transcript is spliced from 11 exons. The record is from RefSeq and is a predicted model, not a curated record. Gene Ontology annotation, molecular function: transcription corepressor activity. Gene Ontology annotation, biological process: extrinsic apoptotic signaling pathway via death domain receptors; Fas signaling pathway. Gene Ontology annotation, cellular component: PML body; mitochondrion. The coding region runs from base 457 to 6192 and encodes 1911 amino acids.